Messenger RNA from Mycena indigotica, 708 nucleotides. RefSeq lists its product as uncharacterized. The record is from RefSeq and is a predicted model, not a curated record. The transcript is spliced from 4 exons. Lineage: Eukaryota; Fungi; Basidiomycota; Agaricomycetes; Agaricales; Mycenaceae. The coding region runs from base 1 to 708 and encodes 235 amino acids.
AUGCGAAGGGCUCAAAGCGUUCGAAAUCACACGCGUCCUUCACUGGCUUUUGGCGCCGAUGACUUGGGCGUGCUGAGGGAGGCAAAUGAGACGACCGAAGAGGCACUACGGCGGCAACUUAUAGAAAAGGAUCGGGAAAACGACCGGCUCAAGUCACAAAUCGAGACUCUCCAAGGCAUGCUUUCACAACGACCAGAUGUCGAAUCCGUGCAAGAACUACAACGCGAGUAUAAGAGUCUGGAGUUAUUGCUGGCGGGAACCCAGCGAGAGAAUGAACGGUCUAUGGCGGAGAUUGAACGGGGGAAAGCGAGGGAGAAAUUGCUGGAAGGCGAACUGGCGAAGCUGGCCGGAGAGAAUUGGCAGUCUGCCCUCGAUAUUGCGCCGCCCAAUGUUUCUGGAACGGCUGCCACCAUAACUGGGCGGUCGUUCUUACACUCACGAUCCAACACGUUGAGUGCGCAUGCUUCACCCGUGCUGGCCCACGCACAAGCAGCUAGUGUCACAACUGCCUCCCCAAUCGAAGAUCCUCGAGCUCAACAACAACAAACACAAGCGACUUUGGCGCAUAUCGAGCAGGUUAGGUUGCUGAUAAUGGGCAUGGAGCAAAGACUACAGACCCGUGAAGAGAAGCUUGUCAAAAGUGUGCAGCGCGCCGAGAGCGAGGGACGGAGGUUCGAAGAACUUAGAAGGGAAGCCGCUGGCCGGUGA